CACACAAAAAUAGUUUCUUUGGUUUUUAAAUGUGAAUCAAUAAAGCAAUUUUUAUUUAGAUAUUAAGAACAUUUGUGAUAAAACAAAUCAGAAUGGCUCAUAGUUCUCAAACAUACGGGUCCACGGAUCAAAGGACAGAUGUACCUGAUGUGGGAUUUAGCCCUACUGAACUUUAUAGUCUCAGCGAGAAUAUUACUACUAACAUAUAUACAAUUAACACAAGUUGGAGGACACUCGAACAUGCAUAUAAAAAUAUUGGAACCAAUAAAGAUAAUGAGGGUCUAAGGGAUAAGGUGAAUGUAACACAGUUAAGCACAAAUCAAGUAGUAGCUCAAACCAGUAAAGAUAUCGCAAGACUGACAGUGCUAAUGAGGAGAGGGGAUAAGCAACAGAAAUUGCAAAUUGAAAAACUGACCACUGACUUUAAAGAUGCUGUGGAAAGAUAUUCUGAGAUGCAGAAGUCAAUUGCUGAAAAAAUGAAGAGACGUAUUUUGCCUACGCUUAGUAUAGAAAGUCCAAUGGAUGCGGAUGAGGAGGAACAACAACAUCUGCUACAAACUCAAGAUGAACACGGAGCGAUACAAAGGAGUCUUGAAUUUCAACAAGGAUUACUGUUGGAGAGGGAAGAUAGGAUAAAACGGACUGAAGGGGAAAUUUUGGAUGUGAAUCAAAUUAUGCGUGAACUUGCAGCAUUGGUACACCAACAAGCGGACACAAUCAACACGAUAGACAACAACAUAGAAAAUGUACACGCAAACGUUGAGAUGGGUGCACAAGAGUUAAUCAAGGGAAGUAAUUACCAAAGUAAAUAUCGGCGAAAAGUUUAUAUCCUGUUGUUACUUGCAAUCAUAGUCGUUGUUAUAUUAAUUAUUAUUCUAGUCACUAAAUUAAGUUAGCGCUCCUAAUCGUUGUAGAUGUCGCGGGUGAACGAAAAGGGUUGUCUCAAUCUAUCUUGUAUCGAUUUUGUAGAAAUAAUUGUUGUGGGAACGAAUAUAUUUCGCCAGUUUGUGUAUGGACACGCAAUACGGGGAGAGCAUAGACUUAUUUUGUAUUCGUUUGUAAAUUGAUCGAUGUAUAGUCGGAGCGUAUUCUUGUUUCCUGUUUAAACUCACGAAAUACAUUUUAUACUGUUCUCAUUGCAUGCCUACCCCCCCCCCCUUGUGCACUUAUUCAGAGUCAA
Molecule: messenger RNA, 1180 nt
Organism: Dufourea novaeangliae
Lineage: Eukaryota; Metazoa; Arthropoda; Insecta; Hymenoptera; Halictidae
Gene: Syx13
Product: syntaxin-12
Exons: 6
Coding region: 93-896 (267 amino acids)
Biological process (GO): vesicle fusion; vesicle-mediated transport; intracellular protein transport
Cellular component (GO): SNARE complex; membrane; endomembrane system
Molecular function (GO): SNAP receptor activity; SNARE binding
Source: RefSeq, a predicted model, not a curated record